Molecule: messenger RNA, 796 nt
Organism: Colletotrichum destructivum
Lineage: Eukaryota; Fungi; Ascomycota; Sordariomycetes; Glomerellales; Glomerellaceae
Product: Putative glu-tRNAGln amidotransferase C subunit, glu-tRNAGln amidotransferase superfamily, subunit C
Exons: 1
Coding region: 182-757 (191 amino acids)
Biological process (GO): regulation of translational fidelity; glutaminyl-tRNAGln biosynthesis via transamidation
Molecular function (GO): glutaminyl-tRNA synthase (glutamine-hydrolyzing) activity
Source: RefSeq, a predicted model, not a curated record
AUUGCCGGGGGUUCAAGCUCCAAAUUAAUUCUCCGGGGUGAAGCUACCAACUUCAAGAAGCCCCCCAUUGCCGCAACUGUCCUACCGCGACUCGCCAUUUCUUUACCACUAUCUCGAACAGCCUUCGUACAGCCCCUCCCCUUUCGCCAAGUAGCAGCAGCCUGGGGCAAUACCACAAACGAUGCACCCCAUCUGCAGGCGUUGUAGCGCUCUCCUCUUCCAGCAGACCCGAACAUUCGCAUCCUCUUCCGUCAACCUCUCUGUCCCAAAGCCAGCGUCAGCAUUCCUAUCCAAGCCGACAUGGUCCGUCGCGUCCCUCCUCCCGCCUUCCACGAAAGCCGGCGCCCCUGAGACCUCCCCGGAAGAACCAAUCUCCAGGGCCAAGCUUCAUCACCUCCUCCGUCUAUCUGCUCUCCCGCUCCCGGACACGGAAGCAGCAGAGUCUGCUAUGUUACGCACGCUGCACUCGCAGCUGCACUUUGUACGCGACGUCCAGAGCGUGGAUACUACUGGUCUUGAGCCGUUGCGUUCCUUGCGCGAUGAAACGACCGAGGGUAUGGAAGAGGUGACAAUUGGACUUGAAGAGCUACAAGACGCCCUGGGCAACGAGAUUCAAUUCGGUCACAAGAAACGUCCAAAGAGAGUGCGUGGAGAAGAAGUCGACACCAAGGGUGCAGAGGAUUGGGAUCCUCUAAAGACAGCAUCUCGGACAGCUGGAAAGUAUUUUGUCGUUCAGAGCAAGAAGGACGAGCCAUGAUACCCACCACUAUCCCGAUGCUCGGUAAGAGAACCUAUU